Papaver somniferum (opium poppy) is the source of this 1221-nucleotide messenger RNA. RefSeq lists its product as uncharacterized. The transcript has a single exon. Gene Ontology annotation, molecular function: protein dimerization activity; DNA binding. Lineage: Eukaryota; Viridiplantae; Streptophyta; Magnoliopsida; Ranunculales; Papaveraceae. Bases 312 to 1139 code for a protein of 275 amino acids. The record is from RefSeq and is a predicted model, not a curated record.
UCCAGUUUUAAGAGGGGUAUUAGAAACAGCAAACCCUAUCAUAUAUCCUACUACUUUUAGAUCCUCCAUUGAUACCCCCGAUUAUAAAGUAGCAGAAUAUAAAUCCAACAAAGAAUAGAAACUCCUUCCGCAAGUUUCCCCGUAUCUUUUUUUGAUCGGCAAGUUUCCUAAUCUCUUAUUUAAACCGCCUCUCCCAAUAUCACAAGCCUCUAUAAAUAUAAAAGCCCUAAUUUUGUAUCAAAUCUCACAAAUCUGUUCGGUUUAAGAGAGGCGCUAACGCAAAACACACCAGAAAAAUAUCAAAGAAGAAGAUGGAUACUCUCAAGUCAUAUGCCACGAGAAUUAAAGGAUUACAAAAGAAAAUCCGUGAAUUCUCUACAUUAGUUGAUGUUGAUGCUUGUAUGAUCGUCUACGGCGGACCCAGUCGCGGUGGUGGUAAUCAUCGUCCGGUACGGCCUGAUACGUACCCUGAGAAUUUAGGCGAUGUGAUUCGAAUCGUUCAGAGAUAUCUCAGUUUGCCGAAACAAAAACGUACUGAAAGACACAAGCAAUUAUCUGAAGAUGAUGGAAAGAGUACAAUCGAAGAUGAUAAUUUGAAUGAAUCAGUUAGCAUGGAAGAUGAUACUGUUGAUGGAUUGGAAUGGGAUGAUCGGUUCGAUAAGUUAAGUGCCGAUCAGAUACAACAACUUAUCGACUCGGUGGAGCCCAAGAUUGGAACGAUUGAUGAGAAAAUUCAGUCCAUUGAAGGUGCUGAACGUCAUCGUAGCGAUAUCACUGCGAAAGUUCCUGAGCUUGGGGCUACUGCUACUAUACCUACAGGAGGCAAUACUUUUAUGCAGAUGCAACCGAUUUAUGUUCUUCAGCCCUUUAACCAGAAUCUUGUUAACAAUGGUUCUGCAAUGCUACCAAUGGGGAUGAUAAACGGCAGUGUGGCCGCGAAUGGGGCGUAUCCGAUGGUAAUGCAGUAUCCGAUGAUGGUAGUCCGACCAAGUGGAGACAGUAACCAGGAGGACUACGGAAAUCAUCAAGGGCAAGUUGCAUAUUUUAUGCCACAGGCAUUCGCACAGCCAAUGACAACGACGACGUAUAUUCCAAAUCUAAUGCCUGGUGGUACACCUUCAAAUGCAAAGCAAUACUAGGUUUUUAAGGUUGUGUUGAGUCCUUCAACCCCAGAAUUAUGUUAGGAUUUUGGGGAUUUAGCAUUUUUUCUAUUUCAAAGAU